CGGGCGGCUGCAACAGAGUGGGUGACAUCCUCAGCAAACACCUGAAGGAAGAGCGGGAAUAAGAAGGGAGCACUAAAUGAACCACAUACGGUUCAUUUAAAAGGUUCAACGUCCAGUUCUGCGCACACAGCCAACGGAUUUUGAGCGGAAGAAAAAGUUCAGAUCCCACGGAUCAGUGCGUGGGAGUAGGGAGCAAGAUCGAGUUCCACUGCGUGUCUCGUCAUGGCAGGACCCGGAGGUGACAUGCAGUGGUGCUUCUCUCAGGUGAAGGGAGCCAUUGACGACGACGUAGCUGAAGCGGACAUUAUAUCGACGGUUGAGUUCAACCACACAGGAGAGCUGCUCGCCACUGGAGACAAGGGUGGGCGUGUCGUCAUCUUCCAGCAGGAAGUAGAAAACAAGAAUCUGCCCCAGUUCAGGAGCGAGUACAACGUUUACAGCACCUUCCAGAGCCACGAACCUGAGUUCGACUACUUAAAGAGUUUAGAAAUAGAAGAGAAAAUCAACAAGAUCCGCUGGCUUCCUCAGAAGAAUGCGGCUCAGUUCCUGUUGUCCACCAACGAUAAAACAAUUAAGUUGUGGAAAAUAAGUGAGCGAGACAAGAGACCAGAGGGCUACAAUCUCAAAGAGGAGGAUGGCCGAUACAGAGACCGUAACACUAUCACGGCACUACGGGUGCCAGUUUUAAUACCCAUGGACCUCAUGGUGGAAGCCAGUCCUCGGAGGGUGUUUGCCAACGCUCACACCUACCACAUCAACUCGGUCUCUGUCAACAGCGACAACGAGACCUACCUGUCCGCGGACGAUCUCCGCGUCAACCUCUGGAACCUGGAGAUCACCGACCGCAGCUUCAAUAUUGUUGACAUUAAACCAGCCAACAUGGAGGAGCUGACCGAGGUGAUUACAGCAGCAGAGUUUCAUCCUCACCAGUGCAACACCUUCGUCUACAGCAGCAGCAAAGGAACAAUCCGUCUGUGUGACAUGAGAGUUUCAGCUCUUUGUGACAAGCACUCCAAGUUGUUCGAGGAACCUGAAAACCCCAGCAACCGCUCCUUCUUCUCAGAGAUCAUAUCAUCCAUCUCGGACGUCAAGUUCAGCCACAACGGACGCUACAUGAUGACCAGAGACUACUUAUCUGUGAAGAUUUGGGACCUGAACAUGGAAAACCGGCCGGUGGAGACGUACCAGGUUCACGAGUACCUGAGGAGCAAGCUGUGCUCGCUGUACGAGAACGACUGCAUCUUUGACAAGUUCGAGUGCUGCUGGAAUGGAAACGACAGCGUGGUGAUGACCGGUUCCUAUAACAACUUCUUCCGGAUGUUCGACCGCGGCCAGCGGCGGGACGCCACGUUGGAAGCGUCCCGGGAAAACAGCAAACCUCUACAGGUCCUCAAGCCUCGUAAAGUCUGCACCGGAGGCAAGCGCAAGAAGGAUGAGAUCAGCGUGGACAGUUUGGACUUCAACAAGAAAAUCCUUCACACUGCCUGGCAUCCGCAGGACAACAUCAUCGCCGUAGCAACUAUAAACAACCUCUACAUAUUCCAGGAUAAAGUGAACUAACAGGAUAAAUGAACCUGCUGCCGCCUGCACGUUCAUUUACAAGGAUCUCCGGUAAUGCUGAUGACCAGCAUCCCUCUCUGACUAUUCUGACACUUUGUUCUGGAUCUGGACGGGUUCCUCUGUUCUCCGUCAUCCAUCUGUCUGCAGCAGAAACCUCUGCCUUGUGGUUGAAGUCAUGUGCCAAUAAUUUUCCUUUCAUCCCGUUGUGUUGCCUGCUGAUCUGCCCUUUAUUUUCAAACAUGGGUAAGCCUGUAAUUUCUUUAAAACUUUGACUAAAACUUAUUUUUAUAAACUGUCCCUCUAAAUGGUUCCAUGGUAGAAUAAAAACGGUUCAGUAUGUCUUA
Molecule: messenger RNA, 1904 nt
Organism: Girardinichthys multiradiatus
Lineage: Eukaryota; Metazoa; Chordata; Actinopteri; Cyprinodontiformes; Goodeidae
Gene: ppp2r2ab
Product: protein phosphatase 2, regulatory subunit B, alpha b
Exons: 10
Coding region: 223-1560 (445 amino acids)
Biological process (GO): peptidyl-serine dephosphorylation
Cellular component (GO): protein phosphatase type 2A complex; cytosol
Molecular function (GO): protein binding; protein phosphatase regulator activity
Source: RefSeq, a predicted model, not a curated record